AUGCAAGUCGAUAACUCGAGUAGUUCGGAAGCUUUGCUGACAGAUAUAGUCGUCAUCACGGGUCCAAGCUGGGAGAGUAUUGGCUCUGAAACUGCUAUUGCCUUGGCCAAAGGAGGUCCAAGCAUGAUGGCCUUAUUGGGUCGAGAUAUCGAAAAAAUCAAACCUGUCAUGGAUAAAAUCCACAACAUCAACCCUGAGAUAGUCACAAAGUUUGUCCAGAUUCACCUGGAUUCCUUGAACAGUGUGCGCCAUGCAGCUCAGCAGAUUCUCAACGACACCAGCAUUCCCAAGAUCCACGUCUUGAUCAACAACGCUGGGAUUAUGGCUUGUCCAUAUUCCAAAACUGAGGAUGGGAUUGAGAGACAGUUCGCCACAAAUCACGUUGGGCACUUUCUGCUGACGAAUCUGCUCAUGCCGAAAAUCCUGGCUGCAAGUCCUGACGCCAGAGUGGUCAACGUUGCCAGCUACGGCAAUGUUCUCUCCAAUGUCUUGGACGACCCAAGCUUCAACGAUGGAAAGGAUUACGUCCCUUUCCUCUCAUAUGGUCAGAGCAAGGCUGCAAAUGUCUUGAUGGCGGUGGCAUUGAACAAAAUGUUACGAGGCAAAGGCUUGAAGGCAUUUGCGCUAUGUCCCGGAAGUGUACCAAGUAAUCUCCGUCGUUUUCUGGAUCCAAUCACGAUGAAAGAAGGGAUCGAGGUCAUAUCAAAGAGUCCUGCCGUGAUGCCACCACGCAAAACUCCGCAGCAGGGUUGUGCGACCACUCUUCGCGCGGCCAUAGAUCCGAACCUGACAGUUGACCGGAGUAGUUUCCUCUCCGACACCCAGGUAACGUCCGAUCCAAAGGUGGUGGCUUCAUAUUCCUUGGAUCAGUCAAAUGCCGAUCGGGUUUGGAAUCUGAGCGAGACUCUGGUUGGCGAGAAGUUUAGAUACUGA
Molecule: messenger RNA, 933 nt
Organism: Exophiala oligosperma
Lineage: Eukaryota; Fungi; Ascomycota; Eurotiomycetes; Chaetothyriales; Herpotrichiellaceae
Exons: 3
Coding region: 1-933 (310 amino acids)
Source: RefSeq, a predicted model, not a curated record